Molecule: messenger RNA, 342 nt
Organism: Phytophthora infestans T30-4
Lineage: Eukaryota; Oomycota; Peronosporomycetes; Peronosporales; Peronosporaceae
Exons: 4
Coding region: 1-342 (113 amino acids)
Source: RefSeq, a predicted model, not a curated record
AUGGCCCGCCACGCCGCAUCUCGGCCUGUAGACACGAUAAAACAUCGGAUCAGCCUUGGUUACGAGGCUGUUGACGCGUACGUCAAGACAGGCAUUAAUCUGUACCAGUUUCAGAAGUCCAUAAACAUGAACCAGCACCCACACUCAAGAGGUAAAACGCUGAAAGGCUUGAUGGAUAUGCUGAAUCGAACUAUUCAGAGCACCACUGUUUUACUAAGGAGCCGCGUAGACUUCUUAAUCUGCCACGCGCUUUUGGCUCGUGGGGAGGCGAGGCGAUUUAUGCAAUAUCCUGCCAUGUUAUCUCUCACCCUUUCUGACGAAGGUCCCCAACGGGUCGUGUAG